AUGAAUCCUCCAGAGCAAAUCACCGCAUUCAAAGAAGAAUACUAUUUCUUCUACGGCUCCCUCCAAGAUACCUCCUGCCUCGCAAAGAUCCUAAAAAGACCCCAUCGACUCGAACUCCGGCCCGCAAGAUUAGUCGGGUGGACCUACAAGAUGUGGGGAGAUUAUCCAGCUUUGAUAUCUGGAUCCCAAGGAAACACAGUACACGGCAUGGCAUGCGAAAUCCAAACAAUCACCGAACGAGAUCGACUCAUCCAAUAUGAGACGACCGCAUACAAGCUUCAAGAUUGUUGGAUUCAGCUCGAUCGAGGCUUGUUAGUUCGAGGGAAGACUUUCGUUUGGGAUGGGGAUUCGGAGGCUCUGCAUGAUGGUAUCUUUGAUUUGAAGGACUGGAUUUUGAGUCAACGGGAUGGACGAUGCGUCGAGAAGGGAAUUCAGAGAUAA
Molecule: messenger RNA, 441 nt
Organism: Penicillium malachiteum
Lineage: Eukaryota; Fungi; Ascomycota; Eurotiomycetes; Eurotiales; Aspergillaceae
Product: gamma-glutamylcyclotransferase family protein
Exons: 1
Coding region: 1-441 (146 amino acids)
Source: RefSeq, a predicted model, not a curated record